This is a messenger RNA of Calliphora vicina (urban bluebottle blowfly), 4264 nucleotides long. RefSeq lists its product as uncharacterized. The transcript is spliced from 4 exons. Gene Ontology annotation, molecular function: histone acetyltransferase activity. The coding region runs from base 44 to 4117 and encodes 1357 amino acids. The record is from RefSeq and is a predicted model, not a curated record. NCBI's taxonomy places the organism in Eukaryota, Metazoa, Arthropoda, Insecta, Diptera, Calliphoridae.
AUUUUUAAUUUAAUACGUGUCAUUGUGCGUUGUGAAAUGGACAAUGUGUGACAUUAACUGCAUAUGGUUGUUUAAUCUACUUGUGGCAGUUGUUUUAAUAUUACUACAACAACAGCAACAUGUUGUUGGUAGUACACAAGAACAACAAUACCAACAACAACGGCAACAGCAAUUACAGCAUCACAAAUAUAUCUCGCCAUAUGAUGGAAUAUCAUCAUAUGCUGCUGCAGCUGCAGCAAACUAUCUGCGUCGCUCCACCCUGCCACACAAUGUGGUGAAACGUGAGAUAAAGAAUGACAAAAGUACGGAUUUUAUUUCAUUUUUAAAUGAUUUCAAUAUGCAAGAUGAGACCUCAAUACCUGAGGACAUUAUUGACCAACAACAUCUACAAGAAAUAAUAGAUAAACAGCAACAAGGUAUACAACUACAGCAACAACAACAACUACUACUGCAACAAAAGUAUGUUGGUGACAGUGCAGCAUUGGCAGCAGGCGCAAAUGUUCUGAAUGGUGAUGGUGAUAUUAUUGAUGUUAACUUGCCUUAUGAUGAUUCUACAGAUACUGAUUCAGAUGCUGAUAUUAUACUUGAGUCACAAAGGUCCAGUGAACGAAGUGAUGACAACAAAACUAGCAACAAAAACAAUAACAGCAAAAACACCAAAACCAACAACAACAACAGCAGCAGCAAUGAUGACAGUGAAGAAGUUGAGAUGGUGGCUGAAGAAAAAAAUAGGAAAAACUUAAAGAAAACUAAUAAUAAAAAGGAAAUGUUUAGAGAAAGGAAAACAUUCAAGAACAACAAUGACAAUAAAAACAAGGAAACAAAGAAGCAGCAGCAAAUUAAAUAUGAAAACAAUAUUGACUAUUCAAAUCAAUACAACAUAUAUGGAGAUGUAGAGGAAAAGAGCUUCAGAGACAGCAUUGAUGAAGAUGAUGACAAUGAAGACGAUGAGGACAAGUUUGAACUGGAUGAAGGCGAUGAUGAUGAUGGCAGUGCUGAAUAUGAAAAAUUUAAAAGUAUGCAUGAACAAAAACAAAGAGAGCAACAGCAGCAAAAACAAAAACAAAAAGACCAAAUGUCCACACUAAAGACAAUAAUAAAUGAAGAGACAUUUACUAGACCAGAAUCGUAUGGAAAGAUGGUCAAUAGUCGUGAUAAUGACAAAAUUAAGCACAUGGACGAUUAUACUGAUGACAAUAAUAAAAAUAUAAAUAUUAACGAUUAUGAAAUAUUCCAUAAACAUUUACUAGAGCAAAAGCAGCAACUAUUACAACAGCAGAAACAGAAGCAGCAGCAACAACAACUAAACCAACAAGCACCAUCCCAACAAGAUGCCAUUGGUGAUAUUGAAGAAAAUGAAAAUCCAAAUAUUUUCAAAACAACAGGCAUCACUAACAGCAACAGCAACAACGGCAAUAAUAAGAAUAACGACAAUGAUGAAAAUAAAAAUAAUUUUGCAAAUAUUUUCAUACCACGUAAAAUGAAAAGACACAAUGGUGCUGCACGUUUAGACGAUGCCACCAAUAGAUACACCAAACUUAAGCAAGAACAGCUACUACAGCAGCAACAGCAACAACUAAAAUCCCAAAUUAACACUGAAGGAAAUCAUCCGGAUGCCGUGGCAAAAGUAUCAUCGCAAGAAGAAAAUUUCAAGAAAAAAUAUUAUGACAUUUUAAAAGAAAAUUCAACAUCAACCUCAGCUUCAGAAAAUCAUCUCCAGCAGCAACAGCAGCAGCAUCAUCAUCGCCCAUCUGGAGAAUCGAACCCCAAGGAUUUUAGUUUUUACGAUGAGAAUAAUGAAAGAGAAUCAACACAUGAGGUUAAAAAGCAAACAGCAUUUGAAAAGGAAAAAUCUCUGAGACGCAACAAUAAACGUUACGGUCAUAAAACCCAUAAAAAGAAAUACAAAGAUUAUCUACGCUAUUCACAGAUAAUGAUGAUGACAACCACUAGUACUCCCCCACCCAUGACCAUCCCACAGCAAACUCCUACAAAGAAUGCUAUAAUUCUGGCUAAAGACAAUCAGGAGCGCAUUGGCAUAAGUGAAGAUGAUGAGGUGGCCGAUUUAAAUUUUUUGAAGGAUAAACAUUUGAAGAAAUUUAAGUUGGAAAAAAUGAAAACAUUAAUACCACAAGCACCCAUAUUCGUUUUGAAACCCAAAGAGGAAAAGGAAAAUAAGGAAAUCAUAAAGGAGCUGGAGAAAGUCGAGGAGCCUACCGCCAAACCAUUUUAUGAGGGUCAAAUUAACUAUUUUCUUGAAACCCCCGACGAUGAUAGUGAAAGAGCCAAUGAAGUUAGAUUUAUAACCAAAGGUGAGAGAGUGGAUACAAAUGAUUGGUAUAGAAAACUGAGUCCGGUGAUGAGAACUGUGAAUAGGAAGUUUGGUUCCUCACCAGACGAUCGUAUUGGCAUAGGAGUGGGACGCUCUAGGGGAGGCUACACACCAUAUCAUCAUAUGAGGCCGCAACAUCACGGCCAAACACAUCAUGGUCAAACACGUAAUCAUCAUUAUCAUCAGCAACAUCAUCAUCAAGACCAGAAGCAACAUGGUUUACAUCCUCAUAAUCACCAAUCAACCAAACACUCGCGUCAUCAUGCCUACCAACGUAAAAUGAUACCCAAACGUCUAACCACCACCACUACACCCCUGCCACCACCUUCCAGGAAGCAAAUGGUGAGUGGCAAUGGUAUAGGAGAAAUGGGCCACCAGAUCACCGACAUCAAGGACCUUGAGCGCUAUUAUGCCAAGUGGCCACAUUUAGCCAAGGUCCAAUCCCAGUUGCAUGAAGAACAAAUGCGUGAACAACAAUCGGAAAAUUACCCAGACUAUGAAUACGAUAAUGAGGAUUAUUUCGAAGAGAAUGACAAUAAGGAUGAUAAUCUACCACCCUAUAUAAGAAAAUUCAAUAGACGCAACAAGCAAUUGCUAGACUUGUUAGAGGGUACCAUAGCACCGCCCACCAAAUCACCUCAGCAAUUAAGGUGGUCUGGUUCCAAGCUACAGCCGGGACCCAGAGACUCUAGUGUAGGCAGCAUGUCGGUGCGCAUAGACGAUGAUUAUCUAAAGGAAAAACGCAAACGCUAUCAUCAGCGUCAACGUCAAAUACACGAUUUAUUUGCCCAACAAAGAACUUCCACAACUACAACACCAGCACCACCCUAUCCAUAUGUCAAUGCCAAUGGCGAUGGAGAUGAAAUGACGGCUAGACAGUACACACACACUGAGAAUCAUUUACCCGAUGAAGAUGUUAGUAUUUCAUUGGAAUCCAAUGAACAAGAGAAUGAAUUUAACGGCAAUGGCGCAAAACAAGAGGGAGGCGUUGGCGGUGGCAUUGACGCUGGUGUUGAUGAUGUUGCUAAUGAUGAUUCCAAGUCAGAACAAGAAAUUUGGCAAAAGGAAAUUGAAACUAAAUCAGCAAAUAUGGCAGCAGGAAAUUUAUGGCAAAUGGAAAAAUUAAUAACAUCAACACCAUCAGCCACUGGAGUUGGAGCAGCAACAACAAAAAAAUCAGCAAUACAUAAAUUACCCUCAUAUCCAUCUAUAGUAGGUGGCUAUAUGAACCGGCCCAGAUCACGCAGUGCACAAUUUGCACCCAGUUCUGGCUCCGAAUACCGAAGGGUACCCUUGCCAUAUCUAAAUAAUUUAAACAACCAUGACAAUAUCAACAAUAACAAUAAUAACUUUAUUAAUGCUGGCGGCUUUGUGGCCUAUAAUAAAGCUCCAGUUGUAAGUAAAACAAUAAACGGCCGAUUUUCAGCCAAUACACCAAUUGAUUACAAUAAACAACUACUACAACAGCAAUCAGUAUCAAAUACAACCACAACCUCACCGGAUGCAGCUAAAACUCAAAGCAGCAGCAGCAGCAUUAGCAGCAACAAUCAUUUAACUCCUCCCUCCCCCUCCUCAUCCGCUGCGUCUUCAUCUUCGGUUACAAACUCUUUCAUUUAUCAUCGUGUAGUCGACGCCUCGCCCCGUUUAGUGGGUGCUGGCUUUAUAGCCGGCCGCAAACAGCGUUUACCAUUUGUAGCCAUCACCGACAGACGUUUGGAAACUUCAAAGAAAUCCUUAACGGAUCAUCAAAAAGACUUUGAACAAAAUCACUAUCCGUUGCCUUAAACUUGACAAAACAAAAACCAACUUAUUUAAAAGUAAACAAAGCCCCUCCCCCUAAAACAAUAAAAAUCAAUUAAAUGAAAACCAAAUACAAUAAUUUUAUUUUUUGCCGCUUAAUUUUUCUAUUUGUAAAAUUUAACAAAACCAAAA